Molecule: messenger RNA, 687 nt
Organism: Olea europaea var. sylvestris
Lineage: Eukaryota; Viridiplantae; Streptophyta; Magnoliopsida; Lamiales; Oleaceae
Product: geranylgeranyl pyrophosphate synthase, chloroplastic-like
Exons: 5
Coding region: 1-687 (228 amino acids)
Biological process (GO): isoprenoid biosynthetic process
Molecular function (GO): geranylgeranyl diphosphate synthase activity
Source: RefSeq, a predicted model, not a curated record
AUGGCAUAUGUCUUAAUCUAUGGGAUUGGAAGGCUUAGGGACCCAACCGGUGGAAGAAACUCUAUGCCAUCCGCGUGCGCGUUGGAGAUGGUGCACGCUGCGUGUUUGAUGCACGACUACCUUUCUUGUACGGAUAGUGAUGAUCUUCGUCGAUGGAAGCCUUCAAACCACAAGUUACGUGUGCAUGCAUUUGAGCACAUAGUAACCACCAUAGUAGGGGUAAAAUUGGAGAAAAUUCUUCGUGUUAUUGGUGAAUUGGCUAGACUGAUUGGACUAGAAGGGUUGGUAGUUGGGCAGGUGGAUGAUUUGGAAUCUGGAGGUCAAGAUCAAUCUGAUAUGGGAUUUGAAAAACUUGAGUACAUUCAUUUUCAUAAGACUACAGCCGCGUUAGAGGCUUCUGCUAUUGCGGGAGCAAUGUUGGAAAAAAAAUCAGUUGCAAUAACGUGCAUGACAGUAGUGGGUAUUUUAAUGACUGUGAAUAGCGCAUCUGAUGAGGAGAUUGAAAGGUUGAGUAAGUUCAUUGAAAACGUUAAAGGUAGUGGGCAUGUAAUGGUACCUAGAAAAGAAUUCACUGACGUGCCUAAGUCGCCAAAGACGUCCCCAUGUGCCUUUUCCCCGAGAAAAGUUUGUAUAUGGAUUGGAAUGGAAGGGUCGAUGCCACACAUCCAUUGCGAACCACAUAUAUGA